AUGGCGAGUGGCAGCAACAAGGAACCCAAAGUGGGAUCAGGUGACGAGGCCGCUAGCUCGGCAGGUCCGCCAGGGGUGGCAGCGGCGCCGCCACAAGGAGCUGAGCCCGGGGACGAUGAGGCGGCGGCGGCCGUGCUGGCUGCUGCCCCCACCAGGCCAUACUACGAGUGCGUCUUCUGCAAGCGCGGGUUCACCACGGCGCAGGCUCUCGGCGGGCACAUGAACAUCCACCGCCGCGACCGUGCCAAACCCAGCGUCCGCGACGCUCCCAGCGGCACCACCACAUCAGCGUCUCCAAACGUCGAGUGCUAUAAUCAGUAUUACAGCCACCGCCUGCCGUAUCCCACAGUGCCUCCGGCGACGGCGACGCCGAUGAGCACGAGCGGAAGUUUCACGCUAGCGUACUACCAGCAACAGGGCACAGGGAAUUCGACCGGGGUCGCGCAUGCGGAUGCCUCCGUGAACCCUAGCAGUGCUAGCCCGAGGGAGCUCAGCCUGUUCGGUGCGGCAGCUCGUGACCGUGACUUGCACGGCGGCGGUGGCGACGGGUCUGGCGUGGCGCCAGAAGGGUCGGAUCGGCAGGCAGUUGAUGGAUCUGAGAACAACAGGAUAACAACUGACGCUAAAGCCUCGGGAAUUUCAGAAUUUAAGUUUUCUAACACUCAACUUGGCAUUUUCAGCGGAUACACAUUGCAACGUCCUCAUGGCAUUUUAACUUGUGUCCCCAUGGCAAUUUAA
Messenger RNA from Triticum dicoccoides, 738 nucleotides. RefSeq lists its product as uncharacterized. The record is from RefSeq and is a predicted model, not a curated record. Bases 1 to 738 code for a protein of 245 amino acids. NCBI's taxonomy places the organism in Eukaryota, Viridiplantae, Streptophyta, Magnoliopsida, Poales, Poaceae. The transcript is spliced from 3 exons.